Molecule: messenger RNA, 1167 nt
Organism: Ostreococcus tauri
Lineage: Eukaryota; Viridiplantae; Chlorophyta; Mamiellophyceae; Mamiellales; Bathycoccaceae
Product: Pheophorbide a oxygenase
Exons: 1
Coding region: 1-1167 (388 amino acids)
Biological process (GO): chlorophyll biosynthetic process
Cellular component (GO): chloroplast
Molecular function (GO): 2 iron, 2 sulfur cluster binding; chlorophyllide a oxygenase activity
Source: RefSeq, a predicted model, not a curated record
AUGUCGUCGUCGUCGAGCGCGCGCGCGGCGUCGCGCGGUGGCGCGCGCGGGCGACGCGUGCGCGCGAUGGGUGACCGCGCGCGAGGGCGAUCGCAUCGAGGACGACGCGGUGCGCGCGCGCGGGCGCGCGGGCGCGUCGACGCGUCGAACGACGCCGACGUCCAUCGAGGGACGGGCGCGGUGCGCGCUCGGCGGGACGAGCGGGAUUAUUGGUUCCCGGUGUGCUUCUCGUCCGCGCUGCGGUUCGAUAAGGGCGCGAGCGUCCCGUUCGACCUGUUUGACGUGCCGUGGGUGCUGUUUCGAGGGAAAUCCGGCGACGUGGGGUGCGUGAAGGAUGAGUGUUGUCAUAGAGCGUGCCCGUUGUCGCUCGGAAAGGUGGUGGAUGGACGGAUUCAGUGUCCGUAUCACGGGUGGGAGUACGAGACGAGCGGAGAGUGCGUGAAGAUGCCGUCGUGUCGAUUUUUGAAGAAUGUGUACUCGGAUUCGCUCAGGGUGAUCGAACGAGAUGGUAUGAUAUUCGUGUGGGCGGGCGAGAGCGAUCCGGAGGAUUUCAUCGGGGCGGGAUCGGCGAACGCGGGGGAGUCGUGGGACGAGGACGUGUACGAAGCCGGGGAAGAGGCGGGAAUGUUCACUCCGCGCGAUGGCUUCGUCACCAUGGCCGAGGUCACCGCCGACGUUAAGGUUGAUAGUAACAUCGUGCUCGAGAGAUUGUUGGACAUCACGGAGCGCGCACGACGCGUGCCCGUGUCGGUGAAGAAUAGACAGCGCACUCCGUACGAAAAGGCAGACGCGACAAAGCUCAUCUCGAAAGUCCUGCGAAUCGGCUACGAGCCGAUGCCGCAGAGCGUGGUGUUCAAGCCCUCGUGCGUGAUCGCGAGUACGAUAGAGCUCAGACCAAAGCUCGGGGGUGCCGGUGGUGGGAAGCCCAUGCUUGUGGAGCAGCUUCACGUGUGCCUGCCAGCAAAGCCCGGAGUCACGCGCGUAUUGUUCCGCAUGGCGUUCGACUUCGUGCCGGAGGGAGCGCAGCAUGCGGCGGGGGAUACGUGGAAUAAUUUAGCUAUGCAGGUUUUACAAGAGGAACUCGAGGACGUACGGAGUGGAAGUCUCAAGUCGGAGACGGCGUCCGCCGCGAUAGAUACUUUCCGAAUCUUCAAGAAUGGCGCUUAA